UAUUAUUUUGGUUGAUUUUAGUUGAUUUAUCUUUUCAAUCCAGGUGGAAGGGAAGUGUUAUUUCAGGCAGGUCCUGAACAUCCUUGGCUGAUCAAGACAUAUUCAGAGGUAGCCCCACACCCCUGUGCACAAGCUCUGGGCCAAGAUGUCUUUCAGAGUGGAAUCAUACCUAGUGACACUGAUUUCAGGAUUUACAGGGACUUUGGCUAAGUACCAGGAAUGGACCUUCCCUAUAUUGCCAAUGGUUAUGUUUAUCACACAAAUUAUGAUACACCAGCUGCUGUUACUCCAGGCUCUAUUCAGCGUGCUGGUGAUAACAUACUGGCUUUGGUCAAGAGCAUAGCUAAUUCACCAUUUCUGGCUGACCCUGGAGAGUAUUGUCAUGGUUCCAUGGUGUUUUUUGACUUUCUGGGAAUUUUUGUGGUACAUUACCCUGAAAGAAUUGGUUUGGUGAUAAAUCUGACAUCAGCUUUUGUGGCAGUUCUUUGUCUUAUGAAAAAAUUCCUUCAUUUUCCAGCAAAGAGAACCAUCUUUGAAGAGGGCAAAGUAUUAAGACUCACAUCUGGUGUAGGAGACCUUAUCAUCUCUCUGUUCAUCCUAUUACUCUCAUGGAUAGUUGGAACAUCAUUUUCUGUGGCUGUAGGUGUCCUUCUGACGUACUCAGGUCACUCACUAACUUGGUACUGCCGACCUUACCUCCUCUUGGCAUUAUACACAGCACCAUCUCUACUGGGCAUUGGUUUGGUUCAUUUUCUCAUUAAGAAGUCUAUUGUGGCAAAGGAAAAAGCUGUGUCAGAGAAGAAAGAAGACAACAUUCCUCUCAAGGAAAGGAUAUCUAACCAACUUGUGAAGAAAGAAGUAGAAACAUUUUAUGCUGCUUUCCUUGUCUGGACAAUAGUCAUGUUGAUAAUGUCAUAUUAUCGCCUGGCUUCAGCACAUUUACCAUUGCUCUUCAUCAUCUUUCCACUGAUUAUACGAGUUGUUAUAUGGGACAAUGUAUUAACUGCAAAGACAAGUCAUGAAAAUGUUGGAGCGUUUUUGUUUAUGUAUCUCUUAGCUACACUAGUACCUGUUCAGUUCUGUAUGUAUUUGACAUUUGCUAUGUUUGACGUCUUUAUGCCUAUUAUGGGUCGAGCUGGAACACAAACACCCCCAGAUGUCUUUAUAAGUGUCCUGUGUGCCUUUGGAGUUGUGCUGUUGACUUCUUAUAUGGUUAGCACUGUGUAUGUUCUGGGAAACCUCAAGCUUCCAGCCAUAUUUCUUCUGUUUGUUACCACUGUAGGAAUGGUUAUAUCGCUCUCAGGACUGUCAUUUCCUUACUCAGCCAUCAAUCAGUGCCUUAAAAGGGUGUUCUUUCAGCACACAUCAAGAACAUUUUACAAUAAUGCUGGUGAAGUGGUUCAACAAGAUGCAGGUGCCUGGAUCACUCCACUAGACUAUCUUGGCAUACAGCCAUUCAGUGAUAUACCCAUGUUUAAAAAGGCUUUGCCUGCACCUCAGGACGGAGUUUAUGGAGGUUUUCCUUAUUACUUGCCAUUGAGGCAUCUUGUGCGAAAAUCUUGGUAUCUCCCUGGUCCUCCACCUCAAGUCAAAACAUCUCCAAUGGAAGUGAAAUUGCUACAUAGGAAGAAACAGGAUCAAGUUUACUCAUUUAAAUUCUCAAUAUCAGGUCCUGAUCACAUGGCUGUAUAUGUAUCACCUGCUAGUGACGUAGAUUUGCUGACCUCUUCCCUUGGUCCCCUUUUACCAAUUCAAGAUGGUGGAGACAGAGUUGUGUACUUUAUUUACUAUUCUCAUGGUACUGAUGUGGGGCCCUGGGAACUAUCGCUUGAGCUUCUGCCAAAAAGACACCUCCCGGCCAAGAGCAAUUUGUUGGACUUUGCUGUGGCAGCUCAUUAUAUUCACGGUAAAGAGUCAUCUUCACCUUUCCUCAAAGAAGUCAUUCAAGCUAUUCCAGACUGGAUUUUUGCUAAUGAUUGGGUGGACACAUACAAGAGCUGGUCUUACACUACAUAAUUCCCUGUAUUGCAAGAAUGCAUCAGUCCAAGACCUUCUAAACACUACUAUGAAAUACUGAAAAACAAAAAUUUCAAGCCAGGAAUUUGAAGAAUUGCACCAGUUUGAAACAGUUCACAGGUUGAAAAUUAUCAUGAAGAUUUUUACAUUUUAGGGUGGAUGACCUCAAAAUUAUUUAUCAGGAUUAUAAGAAAAUUUGACAGGAAAAAAAUGGAUGUGAAAUAACACAUCAUCAGAAGAAGUCAGGCUGGUCAUACAUGAAUCCAAAAAAUUUUUAAAAUCACCUUAAUUAAUUUAUAACGAUUUUAUCUGGAAAUUAAGUUCCAAAUAAAACUAAGGAAUCAAGAAACAAAGUAAAGGAUUGUUUGCUAGCCUGUAGUCUGUCAGCAGACCCUCAGUAUAAUGAUCCCCUUUAAUGCCCAAGAGUGCCAUAUGGGACAAAGCAUGUUGAGGGCAUAAAAGCAUAGCCCCCUCCAAUAUAACACUUGAUAUACCACCCUUCAACUUUUUGUCUUUUUACUGUAUUGGUCUAUAUCUCACAACAAACAAUGCUCUAGGAGCUACAAUUUAAGCUAUAGUUUAUUUAACA
Messenger RNA from Pocillopora verrucosa, 2605 nucleotides. NCBI's taxonomy places the organism in Eukaryota, Metazoa, Cnidaria, Anthozoa, Scleractinia, Pocilloporidae. The record is from RefSeq and is a predicted model, not a curated record.